This is a messenger RNA of Effrenium voratum, 495 nucleotides long. The record is from the annotation of a GenBank genome assembly. NCBI's taxonomy places the organism in Eukaryota, Dinophyceae, Suessiales, Symbiodiniaceae.
AUGAAACGAAUGGAUGAAAUGGUCCAGCUGCCGACUGGCGUGGGCACAGGCAGACAAGAUCGAGCCGCGGCUCAUCUUGAAGUCCAGGGCUUGCUGCACAUGGAAGCCAAAAGGCUCGCAUCGUUGUGCAAGGCUACAGGGACCCUUCCGGUCCUCGCCAAGACCACGCUGGUGCUGAUGUUGCAAUGGACAGCCUGCCACAAUGUGCCGGUGUGGAACGGCAAUUCAAAUCAGCCUUCCCUUCAGGGUGAACCUGACACCGAGCGGCCUGCCUGCAUCUACAUGGCCCCGCCCAAGGAUGGCAUCGCUCUGGCAGCUGCGGAGGAGUGGAGAGAUAAGAGCUUGCUGUACCAGCUCACAGCUCCUGUGUAUGGCCAAGCCAAUGCUCCUCGACGUUGGUACCUUCAUGUACUGCGCACGCUGCUGGAUCGCCAAUGGCAAGUUCACACAUUGGACCCUUGCUUUGUGUUGAUGAUCAAGUUGCAGCGCUUCUAG